Puntigrus tetrazona (Sumatra barb) is the source of this 2506-nucleotide messenger RNA. It is a transcript of the gene rbm12bb, whose product is annotated as RNA binding motif protein 12Bb. The record is from RefSeq and is a predicted model, not a curated record. Gene Ontology annotation, cellular component: ribonucleoprotein complex; nucleoplasm. Gene Ontology annotation, molecular function: RNA binding. The transcript is spliced from 2 exons. NCBI's taxonomy places the organism in Eukaryota, Metazoa, Chordata, Actinopteri, Cypriniformes, Cyprinidae. The coding region runs from base 277 to 2184 and encodes 635 amino acids. Gene Ontology annotation, biological process: regulation of RNA splicing.
GCAGGCGUCCAUUGUAUGUUUCGAGCGUUAUCUGAGUUUGAGUGUUCAGCGCCUCCGGGUUUCCGUAGUUCUGCAGAUGGCGGUGGAGGAGACGCGGAUGCUCUAGUUUCUGGCGUAUCGUCCUUUCUUUAGCCGUCACACCAGCGAAACGGUUGCUCAGUCGCUGUGGGAAUCGGACAGACGACACCGCAGAGCGGCGAUUUAAUUUCUCGUUCUUUAAUAUUUGGAAAGGAUUUGUAUCUCCUUUGUUUUGUGUCCUGUUGUGUGUGCUCCAUCAUGGCUGUGGUCAUCCGAUUACAGGGACUCAGAAUCACGGCUGGUUCUGAGGACAUUCGCAAUUUCUUCACUGGGCUCAGAAUCCCUGAUGGUGGGGUUCAUAUAGUUGGUGGGGAGCUUGAGGAAGCUUUCAUAAUAUUUGCAUCUGAUGAAGAUGCGAGACGAGCGAUGACUCGCUCAGGGGGCUGCAUUAAGGGCUCUCCCGUCAACUUGCUCCUGAGUAGCAAGUCAGAAAUGCAGAGUGUUCUCGAGGAAAGCACUAGAAGGUCCGAGUUAAAAAGCAGGGUCAUGUACAAGGAGGUUGUCAAAAGUCCUUCUGUGGAACGAGGUCCUCUGCAAUUUAAUAAGGACCCGAGAGCAGACAUACGAAGGCCGGAUCAUCAAGAGAUGAGGAACAGGCCUUCUCUAUCUUCAUUCAUUGAGACCCGACAUCAGAGAGAAGGGAGCGCAUCAGAGAGAGAUGAGGUGUAUCUGAAAUUGACAGGGAUGCCGUUCUCUGCAACAAAGGAUGACGUCUAUAGUUUUUUCGAUGGGUUGCAGAUUGACGAUAUUAUGUUUUUGAGAAACCCCAGAGGACAGUUCAACGGACAGGGCAUUGUGCGCUUUGCUACCAAACAGGAUGCAAUCGAAGGUCUGAAGAGGGAUCGAGAAUACAUGGGACCACGGUAUAUCCAAAUAACAAGAUGCUCCGAGGAGCUAUGGGUGGCAGAAGGAGGUCUCAUAAAACCAGACAGUCGGAAAAGAGCGUCCUUGGACCGGGCGAGAUCUCGAUCUCCUGUUUCCUACAAGUCUAGGUCGCAAUCGCCCUCUCACGAAGAGUACUGCGUCAUGUUUGAGAACUUGCCUUACGUGGUUGAAAAGAGAAAUCUGAGGGUGUUACUUCAUCCGGUUUCUUUAAAAGAUGAUCAGAUUAUUAUCUUUGCCCAAAAAAAGGAUGAUAGGACCAGAUCGGCCGUUGUGGUGUUUAGAAGUCUCACAGACUAUUGUGCUGGCUUGGCUCAUAAUAAGGAAAUGUUGAUGAACAAGGUAGUGUACGUGACGCCCAUCUCCAAGGAGAAAAUGGUCAGCUUGUUGGAAACGUCUGUUGACUCCAGAGAGGAAGGAAAAGGUUUGAGACGUUCAGUGGAAGCGCAACACUCUCAACGAAACAAUCCUGACUCACAGUUGAGGUGUCUCUACGUGCGCAAUCUCCCAUUUGACGUUCGUAAGGUGGAGAUCAUGGACUUCUUUCACGGAUUUCCGCUCUCGGAGGAUAGGGUUGUCUUAUUGCGGGACGAAAGAGGAGCUGGGCUCGGUGAGGCUUUGGUGAUCUUCCAGUCUGAGAAAGAGGCCAUGACGGCACAGUCCCUAAACGGACAGAGGUUUCUUGGAUCCGAAGUAAUGCUUAAGUGCAUAACGAUGGGCCAGAUGCAGAAGUUUGGCAUCAAUGACCAGUUGAUGGAUAGCCCCCAAGAAAGGAAUUUCCAGAAAGCAGAGGUUUUCAACGACGGUCCUCAUUUUUUGAACACCCAGAUGCCCCGAGAUGAUGGUGAGAUGUUGCCCAAUAUGCGGCAGGGUUUUGGAGGUCAUGAUCGCUUUGAGCCUAAUUUUGGCCGCAAUGAUGCAUUUGGGCCGGGACCAGAUGGUAAUGGACGUCAGUGUUACGGAUCGCCUGACCGACAGUUUGACAGCCCGACUUGUCUUAAAUUGGUCAAUUUACCCUCUCAGAUAAGGAUCGAUGAGAUUUAUGACUUCUUCUAUGGAUACAGAGUGAUUCCAGGUUCUGCCUCCUUGCUGUAUGAUAGAAAUGGAGCUCCCAAACGUUCAGCAAAGGUAGCUUUCGAAACCCACGGAGAGGCACUCACCGCUCUUCAAGAAUUAAAUGGACGACCUAUUGGCACCAGGAAAAUUCAGAUUUUAUUUGUGUAGAUAUGCUUUUGGACUACAGUCUUCAUGUUUUUCUCAUUUCAUUUAUUUGAAGUUGUAUGUGCUUUUUCACCCGAUUUAACAAGUGAAUUUGCUUGCUUUUCAUAAAUCUGCAGACGAAACACUGCUUUAAUUUAGGCUGAUGCUUUAUAUCUUGACAUUUUGAAAAUAGUGCUUUUGUAUGCAUGCGACAGUAUCUAGACUUCAGUAUUAUUUGUGCUGUUGUUCUCCCCACCGAGUCAUGACUUCAAUUUGAGAUUUCACUAAAUAUCACCAGUAUAUUUUGUUUUCAGAUAAAAACAGUUCUUAAAGAAUCUAUUUAACA